Molecule: messenger RNA, 1645 nt
Organism: Alnus glutinosa
Lineage: Eukaryota; Viridiplantae; Streptophyta; Magnoliopsida; Fagales; Betulaceae
Product: protein ECERIFERUM 26-like
Exons: 2
Coding region: 135-1508 (457 amino acids)
Molecular function (GO): acyltransferase activity, transferring groups other than amino-acyl groups
Source: RefSeq, a predicted model, not a curated record
CGAACACCAGCCUCCCUCAUUAUAAUUCCCACCGCCACAGAAGUAGUCCUGCCCUUUCUCCACCAUUCCCCAUUACUCUCUCUCUCUCUCUCUCUCUCUCUCUGUGUUUCUCAGACAGUUUCUUUUUGGCAAGAAUGUCGAGCAAGAAGGGCAGGGUGACCGUCCACUCAAAGCUAACCGUAGUAUCCAGCAAACCAAUCAGGCCGGGCACGACCCAUCAGUUAUCUACGCUGGAUCAUGCCAUGGGGCUCCACACCCUCCACAUUGUCUUCUACUACAAGGACAACCUGUUCGAGUCCUUUGACUUGGACCCGAUAAGGGAGUCCCUGUCCAAUGUUAUCUCUCUGUACCCGCCGGUUACUGGUCGGUUGACCCGAGGGGAUACCGGUAAUUGGGAAGUAAAGUGCAAUGACGCUGGAGUUCGGGUCAGGCGUGCCACGGUGGGGGCCACCCUUGACGAGUGGCUGAGAUCUGCUGACGGGUCGGAGGAGACGGAUCUAACGAUGUGGGAGGACAUGCCCCACGAUCCUCAUAUGUGGUCACCUUUCCAAAUCCAGAUAAAUGAGUUUGAAGGAGGUGGUGUGGCAAUUGGACUAAGUUGCUCACAUAUGCAUGCAGACACAACCAGUGCAACCCUACUAUUCAAAUCAUGGGCCGAGGCCCAUCUAAGAAAACCCCUCGAGCACCCACCUUUCUUCAACCCACAAGCACUCCGUGGCCGACCAAAUCCAAACACACAUGCAAAAUCAAUUAAAUCUCAUUCAACCAUGUCCAAACCACGUCUUUCCUCCACAGCCACUUUUAAAUUUUCCAAUUCAGUGAUCCAGCGAUGCCUCACUGAAGUCCAUGAAGAUUGCCCUAAUGCCACUCCUUUUGAUUUGCUAGCCGCACUCUUUUGGACACGUGUCGCACGUUUGAAGGGCCUUAAAAAUGAUUCCGAACAGUACUCCCUCUCAAUUUGUAUGGACUUCAGGAGGCAGUUGCAAGCUCCAGCACUCCCAUUUGGGUAUUUCGGCAAUGCAUUGCAUUUUUCAGAACUGUCGUUGAAGGGAGGAGAGAUUGGCCAGGCUACGUUAGGACACGUGGUGCAAUCGGUGCACAGCCACGUGUUGGGCAUUGAGCCGGAGGAGUUUUGGACAGUUAUAGAUUGGUUUGAAGCACGCAAGGGAGAGGGGGGAGAGUUUGCACCACCCUUUAGGAUGUAUGGCCCUGAACUCACAUGUAUUAGCUUGGAGCACAUGGUUGUUACUAGCGGGGUGGCCGGGAGCCCCACAACGUCAUCUUUGAUAUAUGCGGUGACGUUCGACAAGGACAUUAAGCCGGUUCACGUGUCGUAUCACGUGGGGAAUGUGGAGGGAGAAGGGUUGAUUGUGAUAAUGCCUUCAAGUGAAGAAGGGAUUUCAAGGACUGUUAUGGUGACUUUGCCUGAGAAGGAGUUGGCAGAGCUAUGUGAGGACCAAGCUAUCCUGCGCCUGGAGCCAACAAUGCUUUUGAGUGGGAAAACUUAGUUCAUUUGUCUUUCGUUCUAGUGUUCACUAUUCAAAAUUAAGGAUGUGUAAGAAAUUUUCCAAUUAAGUGUGGCCCAUGUAUACGCCACAUGAUAUUUAGUGUGGUUUAAUCAAUCAUAAAUUUAAGGUGUUGAGUA